Molecule: messenger RNA, 906 nt
Organism: Annulohypoxylon maeteangense
Lineage: Eukaryota; Fungi; Ascomycota; Sordariomycetes; Xylariales; Hypoxylaceae
Product: Metallo-hydrolase/oxidoreductase
Exons: 1
Coding region: 1-906 (301 amino acids)
Source: RefSeq, a predicted model, not a curated record
AUGGCCAAACCACCAGCCAACACCGGCGUCGCCCUGACAUUCAUGUCAACAGGAACCGUCCAAAUCCGGCAACUAAUGAAAAACCAACCCAUGACCAACCGCAACGUAACAAUGCGUCGACUCCGCGCCAUGACCGACCCGCACUGGUCGUCCGACCUGCCCAUCGGGGUCUUCCUAAUCACGCACCCCAACGGGCCCAUCCUCUUCGACACGGGCGAAUCACCCUGCUGCAACGACCCAGGCUUCCACCCCUUCUACAGCCCCAUCAAGCUCUUCAGCCGCACGCGCGUGGCCAAAGAAGACGGCAUCGUAUCACAACUCCGCGCGCAGGGCGUCGAGCCGAAAGACUUACAGGCCAUCGUGCUCAGCCACCUGCACGGCGACCACGCCGGCGGGCUCGAGGACCUCGCGAAGGCGGCCCCGGAGGUCCCCGUGUACGUCAGCGCGGCCCACUGGAAGGUCUUCGGCAACAGCCCCGUGUCCGCCACGAUAGCAGGCUGCAACCCGCAGCGGUGGCCGCCGGACUUCGCGCCACGACUGCUUGGCAACGCGGACGGGGCCGUCGGGCCGUGGGAGAAAUCGACGAAGUUAACUGCGGACGGACGGGUGCUGGUUGUUGAUACGCCCGGACAUGUGCCGGGACAUGUAUCCCUGAUCGUGCGGGGAGAUAAUGAGGAUGGGACGCAGACGACGUAUUUUUUGCCUGGUGACGCGACGUAUGGGCUGGAUCUGCUGGACUUGGAGGAGCCGGAUGGUAUUAAUGAUGAUCCCGUGACGGCGCUGAAAAGUCUGCUGCUGAUUAAGGAGUUUGCGCGCCAGGGCGAUGUGGUGGUGUUGCCGAGCCAUGAUGCGGAUACGCCGCGGUUGUUGAGGGAUCGGGUUGUUUAUAAACCUAAGGAUCCGUAG